AAUUCAAUACCGGAAUAAAUGCACCCACACCCAGGAGAUCCAGCAUACCAAUUGUUGGUGGUUCCAUAGUUCCCAAUCAUCAAUAUGGUUCAAUCACCUGACAGCGCGCUUCGUGUCGCGAUCCGUACCGCGUCUGGACCAUGACAUAACCUACAUCGCGGUGAACUCAGUGGAGACUUCUACAGGAAACCCAUGAAAGAUAUCCAUAUAAUAGCGACUGCUGGGAAAUAAGCCCGAGCCUAUACACGAUCUGUUCGCCAUAAUGCCAGUUGAGGGCCAGCCCGCGCAGAAACGCAGGCGUUUGCCGUUCAAGCCCCCGCGUCCCCAGACAGCAGCAGCAGCCAGCGUCGUUCCAUCGUCAAGCACAGCCAAACCCAAGCAAACAAGCAAAACCAGCAAAAAAACGAGUGCCACAGCCUCCGCUUCAUCCUCAUCAAAACCAGCACGAAAAUCGAAACCUCCCAAACCGCGGUCCCCAACACCUGUAUCUGUCGCAUCAGGCCCUGGAUCACAGGCAGGCUCUGAUGCCGAGUCAGACAGUCGAAGCCGUGCAAGCUCGGUCUCAGAAGAACCGGAAUACAUCCUUGCAGAGAUCACGACGGCGCAGACCUCAGACGACGUGCUUUCGAGCGAGCCCACGAUCCCCUCCAAACUGCUCACAAGACUGCUGCACCAACACUUCCGGAACGAGAAGACCAAGAUCGCCAAGGACGCCAACGAGGUCGUCGCAAAAUACGUGGAUAUCUUCGUGAGGGAGGCGUUGGCAAGAGCUGCAUACGAGCGCACGGAGAGCCAGGCCUCGGCAACAGGCGCUACGAGGUCUGGCGGUGAUGGAUUCCUGGAGGUCGAGGAUCUUGAAAAAAUGGCCCCGCAGCUUGUCUUGGAUUUCUGAAUGGUGAUACCUAAUAUGAAGCCUUUUAUCCUUGAUGAUUAGUAAAGAUAUUCUUUCUCCUUUAAUUCCUGGUUUCCAUUCCAUUCUUUGCCCUUCUUGUUCAAUUAUAGUUAACUCUAGUAAGUUAUUCACCGGUGC
Penicilliopsis zonata CBS 506.65 is the source of this 1030-nucleotide messenger RNA. RefSeq lists its product as hypothetical. Gene Ontology annotation, biological process: resolution of meiotic recombination intermediates; replication fork processing; kinetochore assembly. Lineage: Eukaryota; Fungi; Ascomycota; Eurotiomycetes; Eurotiales; Aspergillaceae. The transcript has 2 exons. The record is from RefSeq and is a predicted model, not a curated record. Gene Ontology annotation, cellular component: Fanconi anaemia nuclear complex; FANCM-MHF complex. The coding region runs from base 263 to 892 and encodes 209 amino acids.